AUGACUGAGGAGUUCGCGGUGGAAGCUCGGCGUGUAUCCUGCGAGGAUUCCGGGCCCGAGGGGUCGCCUUCGGCAGCCGCGCGGUCAGAGCAGGGUACCGAGACGCCCACCAGCACGAACGCCACAGGCACGCGACUCAACUGGAACACGCAGGCACCUGCAGUGACGAACAACGGCUGGCAAAUAGCUGCGAGCGAAUGCUCUUGUUCGGGUUCUGCGCUUGGUGAAGCGUGCACUCCAGACGCUGCGCCUUCGCACGUAGGUACUGGAGCCGCAGCUCGUAGUGUUAUGGCGACUGCCUCGGUUGAGAACAGUGUUCACUCCUUAUCUGAGUCACAAAUAAGCUGGAAAACACGCUUGAAUGACCUUUUGGAGCGUCUCCUUCCCUGGAUUCCCGAGCGAAUGGCUUCCUUCCUCUACCGUCAGGCAACGCGCUGGCUGCCGACUCUCGCCCAGCGACUUCGAUCAGCCUACGCCAAGUCGCUUGAACCCAUGGACGCUGUCGUUCAUCCCUACAGGGGAAUUGUUCCGACUUUUGAUCGUCUUCCCGCAGAGGGUCGAGCGCCAACACAGAUUCUCGCCGACCUCGAUCGAAUGAUAGAAUGCGAGGCACCUAAAUGGGAGCAAGGCUUUGUCAGUGGCGCAGUUUACUCGGGGGAUCGAGCGCACGCCGAGUUCCUAUCGAACGUGUAUGCACGGACAACGCAUCUGAACCCUCUCCAUGCUGAUGUGUGGCCUUCGUGCAUCAAGUUUGAGGCGGAGAUUGUGCGGAUGACGGCGAGCAUGCUGCACGGGGGACCACAAGCCUGCGGUGUGGUCACUUCCGGCGGUACCGAGAGCAUCCUCCUUGCAUGCAAAACGUACCGUGACUGGGGCCGUGCAGAGCGACGCAUCACACGUCCAGAGAUCAUUAUACCUAGCACGGCCCAUGCGGCCUUCUACAAGGCGGCUCAAUAUUUCAACCUGCGCUUGCGAAUCGCCGCCGUAAAUCCGGAAACUUUCCGAGUCAAGGUGGAGCACGUGCGCAAACUCGUGAACCGCAAUACCGUUUUGAUUGUGGGCUCAGCGCCUCAGUUCCCACAUGGUGUCAUUGAUUCGAUCGAGGACCUCGCAGAGAUCGCACAGAAGCGACGAGUCGGAUUCCACGUGGAUGCCUGCCUCGGUGGAUUUGUUUUGCCAUGGCUGGAAAUGCUGCAAAAGUUGCGACCGGAUGCCCCGCAUCUACGAGACCUGCAGGUUCCUUGCAUCGAUUUUCGCGUCCCAGGAGUAACCUCGAUAUCUGUGGACACGCACAAGUACGGAUACGCCGCCAAAGGUACCAGUGUUAUCCUGUACGCUACUCCAGAGUGGCGUCGCUAUCAAUUUUUCACCCUCACGGAUUGGAGUGGCGGUCUUUAUUAUUCGCCAACGUUCGCAGGGAGUCGACCGGGAGGUCUCAUUGCUGCCUGCUGGGCCUCUAUGCUUCGCAUGGGCGAGGACGGCUACAUGCAUGCGACGGACGCCAUCUUUCGGGCUGCACAUGCACUCAAAACCGGCAUCAGGGCGCGUAUUCCGGACCUGCGCAUCCUCGGUGCUCCGCUUUGGGUGAUCGCGUUGGCAGCUGCCGACCCGAGUACGCUCAAUAUUUACAGGGUUCUGGACGCGAUGAGUGAUCGCGGCUGGUCGCUGAAUGGACUGCAUCGCCCACCUUGUAUUCACAUCUGCUUGACACUGCGGCACUGUGCACCAGGUGUCAUCGAACGCUUCCUCAGCGAUCUCAGCGACUGCGUCAAGUCCAAUCUAGAACUCGACCGUUCCAACCGAACCGGAAAAACCGAAGGCAUGGCGCCUAUUUAUGGGCUAGGCGGGACCAUGCCAGCGCGCGGUGUCGUAUCAGACCUGUUGCUUUCGUACAUGGAUUUGCUGUAUAAAGUUUGA
Cyanidioschyzon merolae strain 10D is the source of this 1917-nucleotide messenger RNA. RefSeq names its product sphingosine-1-phosphate lyase. Gene Ontology annotation, cellular component: endoplasmic reticulum. Gene Ontology annotation, molecular function: sphinganine-1-phosphate aldolase activity; pyridoxal phosphate binding. The transcript has a single exon. The record is from RefSeq and is a predicted model, not a curated record. Gene Ontology annotation, biological process: carboxylic acid metabolic process; sphingolipid catabolic process. Lineage: Eukaryota; Rhodophyta; Bangiophyceae; Cyanidiales; Cyanidiaceae. Bases 1 to 1917 code for a protein of 638 amino acids.